AGUGGGUCAGAUAUAUGUCCUCGGGCCCCAGCGCCUGAAUUUCCUUGACGAGCCGCCUGCCUGCAUCCAUGUCAUCGUCGGGGAAGAGAAGGAAGACAAGAGACUUGAUUGAUGGGGGCCAUAAGUUUCUUUGGAAAGUUCCUUUAGGCAAAAAGUCGGCCACACAUGCCACCAAGGAAUUAGCAACCUACGACCCUGAAAUCACCUCUAAAGACCAGCUUAAAGAUGGCGUUGUAAGAUUUGUUGUGAUGAUGAGUGAAGGGAUGCGGCUCCGAGAGAUUCGCGAGACAUUUUCGGGCAACAACUGGGAGAAGGAGACAUUUAUCUCUACAGACCAGGCAAACUCUGUGGUCGACUGGGGAACUCUCUCAAAGCUCCUCAUCCGGUGGGACCUAACCAGAACAAGGCAAGGGGGCGCAAAAUGGGGCGGAGGUGAAUUUACGAAGCAUGCUGAAAAAGUGAAGAGAAAUAGUAAGGUCACUGGUGCGACCCAAGCUGAAAACAAACUUGAUGUCCUGCUUCGCCCAAAAGAAACAAUACUUGAAUUAGUUAGUUAGAUCAUAUAUGUUAGUUGUGUUCAAUUAAUGGAGUGUAUUCAUUCGCCUGCCCAUCUAUUAUUAUUUUUAUUUUGAUAUGUAAACACGUCAUCCGACCUAUUGUAAUAGUUUAUCAUUAUUAUAUAUGUAAGCUCUGAUUUGAAUAAAGUAUAUCCAUCCAAUACAAUAUACAUAUGUAUAUGUGUAUC
Sorghum bicolor (sorghum) is the source of this 745-nucleotide messenger RNA. RefSeq lists its product as uncharacterized. NCBI's taxonomy places the organism in Eukaryota, Viridiplantae, Streptophyta, Magnoliopsida, Poales, Poaceae. Gene Ontology annotation, biological process: negative regulation of translation. Gene Ontology annotation, molecular function: rRNA N-glycosylase activity. The transcript is spliced from 2 exons. The record is from RefSeq and is a predicted model, not a curated record. Bases 69 to 557 code for a protein of 162 amino acids.